Messenger RNA from Trypanosoma conorhini, 3102 nucleotides. RefSeq lists its product as uncharacterized. The transcript has a single exon. NCBI's taxonomy places the organism in Eukaryota, Euglenozoa, Kinetoplastea, Trypanosomatida, Trypanosomatidae. The record is from RefSeq and is a predicted model, not a curated record. The coding region runs from base 1 to 3102 and encodes 1033 amino acids.
AUGCCGCCUCGCAACGGGGUCGCGGGGCACGCGGGCGUGGCGGCCGCACCGACGCGCAGUGGGACGCGGGCGUCGUCGGCUGGAGCCGUCGCCGUCGGCGGGGCGGCCGCGAGGCUGCGGAAGCCCGCGCGGAAGAAGACGCAGCGGCGGCCGUCCACCUCGCCCGCCCCGGCGCCGCGGCCGGGCGCACAGCCGCCGGGGGAGCGCUACUCGCCGCCCAGGCUGCUCCACGCCCAGGACCUGCGCGGAGAGGCGAACGCGCAGGCGCGGCUGCAGACGACCCUCUCACCACGCAUGCGCAUGUCGGUUUACCCCGCGGGCCGCCGCGCGGCCUCAGGCGGCGCCCUGCAUGAGGACAACAUCUAUGGCAACAAAAGUAGUAGCCCCCCCCUGUCCACUAGUCGAACGCAAAGCGCUGGCUUCCUGCCGUCGUCCGAGCCCAGUACCCCCAGCAACUAUGAGGACCCUUCCCGGGAGCUUAGUGAGGCUGGUGCCGCGCAGCGUCCAGUAGGGCCCUUGGUAACCGAAGAAUGGGCCCGCAGUAUAGUGCAGCCGCAGGACGAGUAUCUCUUGUACGAGCGCCAAACCGCAGGGAUCAGAAAACGCGAGGAGCGGGUGCGCCUGAUGCAGGGGGUGUGGCUGCGUGAGCGGGCACGAGCAGCCGCUGGCCCCAACGAGGGCCUCGCGGCUGCCUUGAGGCCAGCUGAAGCGGCUGUGCCGGUGACCUCCAACGCCCGCCAGCGCAGUUUGAGUCAGCAGCAGCCACGCAACUCACCAUCCCUGGAAAGCUUAAUAUUAGACAGCGAAGAACUCGAGCGCGAGCGCACGGUGUGGAUGAAUGAGCGUCAGAUACGUGCCCGAGGUACGCCCCUGUUGUUUACGCGGCCGCGGCAGCAAACUUUUGGGUCCGAUAGAAACCCUUACGGCGGCUGGCAAAAAAGCCGCGGCGCGGUCGCGUCAAGCGACCCUACUGCGCCGACGGCAUAUGGCGUGGGCGGCGAUGCCACUGCCUUGCCCCCGCAGCGGCGAAAUUUGGGCGACAAUAUUAUGGUGGCGUCCAUCCUGCAACCCGGUUUCACUAACUCGGAGCGUUCCAUGUUUACUGCGGCUGGUGCGCCUUCUGCGUCCGCCCCUAGCACUCACAAGCAGCCGGCGUUUCCCGCGGCUGCGCCCGUGUCACUGCCGCAACGAUCUGCUGGUGAGACGAGCGGUGCCGAAAGGACGCCGAGUCAAGCAGCCGCCAGCGGCGGCCUUCCACCGGUGUCGUCUUCAACUCUCCUGUUUUUUGACACGGCGGCGCCGGACGUGGCGCGGCUCUUUGAUAACCCGCUCUUUCUUCUUCGCGGAGAUGAGAACCACGAGCGACUGCUGCUUGCGCAGGCGGAGCAUGAGGCACGCGGUCUCUUGCUCAAGCUGCACACCACCUCAGUUCAGAGCGGCCACUCCCUGCUCUCGCCAGGGCCGUCGCGGGGGGAGGAGCCCAAGGCGCGGUACACGCAGGAGGUGUACCUGGGGGUCGGCCCCCCGCGACGACGCGUGGCGCCCACGCCGGUUGCAAGGCCUGCGGGCGGGGCCGCGGGCGCGGGGCACGUAGCUGCGGACAACCACACCGCUUUCAGUGCGGCCGCAGGCGUUGGCGCCGCCCCUCGCCCCUCUGCAUUUAUCGCCGCUGCGUGGAGGCAGGAGAAGCUGCGCAGCGAUGCCCAGGCCCGCUACGUUCUCCUAGACACCCCGUCGCAGCAAAACCCGGCGCCCGCCGCGGGGGCGUCGGAGAUGCCGCUCUGCCCCCGCGACAAUUCGGAGGAGGGGCCUGUCGAGCACCACAGCCGCGUUGAAGUCCCAGCUAAGAGUAAGGCACGACACCGUGAAGCGGUGGCAUCGCUGUCUACUCGCAAGAAGCAACAGGAAAAGACCGCGGCGCAUAAACACAAGCGCAAAGCAUCCACAUCCCCAUCACCGACACCGCACCGCGGAGGGGAGAGACUGCGCCGUGAGAAGGCGGCUGCAAACUCCCCCUCGCCAUCGCCAGAGCCACUACCGACACCGACACCGACACCGCCGCCGCCGCCGCUGCCGCAACCGCGUCAGGAGGAGGUCGUGGCAGUGGCUGCAGAAAAGCAGCAACACCUGCCUGAGCCGAGGGAGCAACUGCAGCCACAGCCGCAGGGUACGACGCCUCACUUGAAUGGGUCUCCUGUUGCUUCACCCGUGAAACGAUGUCGUCCUCCGGGUGCUGCGUCGCCCCCGGCGAAGGCCAACGGGGCCGAGGGCGGACGCCCGAGAGAAGCCGUGUGUGCCUGGGAUAUUGCCUACCCCAGCACCGAGUCCAUGUCUCGGUCCCCGUCCGCCUCCUCCUCGCCGGUGCAUCACUUGGAGGAGGCGAUAGUGAAGCCCUCGACGGAGCUGGAGACUUCAGGCGCAAGUAGAAGAAUUGGAAUGAAUACGGCGGCUUUAGGCGGCCGUGGUGGUGCGUCCCCUACCAAGCACCAGAAACGCAUGCAGCAGGAGGCGGUGUCCAUUGUGGCGGCCGCGGAAUUUUCCUACCGGGAGGGUGAGCCGGAUGCAGAGCUCAAGGAAUACGUGCAGUUUGCACUGCGGCAAGAGGGGACGCAGGUGAACGCCGGAAAAGGAGCGGAGGAGGACAUCAUGGGGCUUCCGGGUGUGGCGUGGCUUAAGCGGCACCAGCGUCGCUUGACGAAGGCCGAGGCAAACACGCCCUCCGUCCCCAACGGGGCGGCGCCUGCGACACCGGGCGCGGAGAAAGAAAUCGUCAGCGUAAACGUCGACGACAUGCUGGACAACUCCGACGACAUGCUGGACAACUCCGACGACGGCGCGAGUCAGUGGCUGGAGGAGCUUGGCCACUACACCCGGAACGUGAAUGCCGUGCUUGCGGCCUUUGGAAGUCUGUGGCAGGUCCCAUUUCAAGACGCCGAGAAGCGAGAGACGCUCCCGCUCGUUGCACGGGCGCAGUUGCUUUUUUUUGACUCUCGCCCUCCUGCCGCAAAGAUGGCGGCGGCCGCCGUUGCGGAGAAGGCAAACGAAAAGAACACUUGUAGCACCAACCACAACGGCGAGGCGUCCUCCAUUGACGUAAAGUAA